AUGUUCGAGGCGCCUCAAAAGCCGUUCCCUCCGUUCUCCUCCUCCGCUUCCCCUUCCUCAAGCUCCAACCGCCGCUCGAUUUUCCACCCCGCUCAACUUUCCCCAUCUGCCUCUUCCUCAUUCUCGUCGUUUGAGAAUGCAGCGAGAUCCAGCGGCCGGCAAUCGUAUCAAAUCCGCCAUACAAGAUCCGCUACAGAAUUUGCAGGUGAUUGCUCCGCAGGCGCGUGGCGGCUGAUUGCUCCUCCCGAGAGCUAUGGGCUUCCGGGGAUGGUCUCUCCUGGCCGGCUGGCAGGGGGAGGAGGAGCAGGAGGAGGAGAAGGAGGAAGAGCAGGAGGAGGAGUAGCAGGAGGGGUGAAAAGUGGUGCUGCAAGGAAAGAGGGUAGCAGGCUCAGGCACAGCCACAGCAUAGACUUUGCGUCUGUGAUGAAGAGCAAAGACUGGCUUCAUAGCCCUGAGUCCCCUGCUCAGGUGGUGGCUGCCGCUGCUGCUAGGGGGGCAGCAGCGGUGGCGGGAGCGGCAAAGCAGCAAGUUGUUGCUAGCCUGACUGCUGUAGCAGGGGCUGUAGCAGGGAGUGUGGUGGGGACUGUGGCGGGGACUGUUGCAGGGACAGUGGCAGGGGCUCCUCUCACCCCCUCAUCUCGUCCUCCUUCUCUCACACUCCCUCCUCGAUCUCCUUCUCUCACUACCCCACCUCUAUCCCCUUCAUCAACCCCCCCACCUAAAUCUCCCUCUUUCACUCGCCCGCCGCGAUCUCCUACAUCAAUCCCUCCACCUCGAUCCCCUCCUCUCACUCCCUCAUCUCAAUCCCCUCAUCUCUCUCCCUCUCACUCCACACUCUCUUCAACUCCCGGCUCGAGUGCACUGAGCGAUAAUCCAGCUGCCUCCCCUCCUCCGGGGGUUGUGAGGGGAGUUCCUUCUGAUGUGGCAGGAGCAGAAGGAGGAGGAGGCGGAGGAGGAGUGAAAGCCAGUGUUGCUAGGAAAACGGCAAUCAAGCACAGGCACAGCCAGAGCGUGGACUUUGCUUCUGUGAUGAAGAAGAACUGCGACUGGCUGCACAGCCCUGAGACCCCUGCUCUGGUGGGGGCUGCUGCUGCAGCUGCUAGGGGUGCAGGGACUGCAGCAGGUGGCACCAGAAGUGAAGGGAAUGCAUUUGGCAGCAGGCCAAGCGCACCACGAUCCACUUCUCUCACUCCCUCUCAUUCUCCCACCGGUGCCUUAUCCCCUUCUGCUCACCACUGCAGUACCAAACCAGCUGCAUCCACCACCACGCCCCCCCGCAAGCGGGUUUCUUGGCGCCUUGAUUCCGACCCGUUGCCUGCCACUGCCAGUGCAACGCCGGGGGUGAAUGAGUCGCUGGUUAAUAUAUUUGAUAAGAUCGCUGGUCGCCCUUGCACGAGGUGA
Closterium sp. Naga37s-1 is the source of this 1401-nucleotide messenger RNA. The record is from the annotation of a GenBank genome assembly. Lineage: Eukaryota; Viridiplantae; Streptophyta; Zygnematophyceae; Desmidiales; Closteriaceae.